Funneliformis geosporum is the source of this 354-nucleotide messenger RNA. Lineage: Eukaryota; Fungi; Glomeromycota; Glomeromycetes; Glomerales; Glomeraceae. The record is from the annotation of a GenBank genome assembly.
AUGGCCACUAAAACUAAACCGCCCUACAAAUCCCUGCUGCGAGGAGAAGCUAAACUAGAACUAGAUGAAGAAACUAAAAAAGUGUGGGCUGAUUUUGUCAAAAAAGCUAAAAAACACAAAACUGAUCCUAGUCAACAUAGCCAAACCAUUAUUUGUGGACGAGAAGAAUUUGCCGAAACUAGAAAGAACCAAAAAAAAUUUAAGAAUAUUACUAAUCAUCCUGAAUAUGGUUUGCCUAACUUGGCUGAUACUAUUGCUCAUGAGAUUACCCACUGCUUAAUUGCUGAUUAUGAACCAAAACAAGCUAGUCAGCAUGAUUUUACCCAUGCUUUUAUCACUGCCAUUUUGGCUUGA